Molecule: messenger RNA, 579 nt
Organism: Dacryopinax primogenitus
Lineage: Eukaryota; Fungi; Basidiomycota; Dacrymycetes; Dacrymycetales; Dacrymycetaceae
Exons: 2
Coding region: 1-579 (192 amino acids)
Source: RefSeq, a predicted model, not a curated record
AUGUCUGUUAUCUUCACUGGAAUCAUUGGCUGUCAGUCCUGGCAUCCCUCUGUGGCUGGCUCACAUUCCUGGACAUGUACUGCUGCCAUCCUCCUCCCAGCCCAUGCUGCUGUGCCCCUCAUGAUCACUGAAGAGGAGCUGCAAGGUGUCCUCUGCUACUUUCCUCCCCCUGGGGCAGCUGUCCCCCCUGAAGAAGGGGUCUACUUUGCAUCAGCCAAAAUGGCUUCUGCAACUCCUGCCCUUGUGAUGGGUGAAGACAUCCAAGGGCUGGAGGUGGAGUAUGAGUUGGACACUCUUGUGCUCCUCCCUCAGGCUUUCAAGCAGUUUGAGGUGGCACUGACUAUCACUGUGAUUGGCUGCCCAUGCAACAUUGUCAACCAGAUGUUUGACCUCAAGGCUCAGCCAUACAUCUUCAAUGGGAAGCAGGUGGCAUGCUUUGGUUGCUACUUCUCAGAGGAGGGUCACUUUGCCAGGAAGGUUCCAACCAUCAACCAGACUGCCCUUCUAUCCAUCACAGGAUUGCUCAUGGGCACUGCCCUUCCCCAAGAGGGGAGUCCUGAGGGCCAGCUCUCCUUAUGA